Molecule: messenger RNA, 1818 nt
Organism: Eriocheir sinensis (Chinese mitten crab)
Lineage: Eukaryota; Metazoa; Arthropoda; Malacostraca; Decapoda; Varunidae
Exons: 6
Source: RefSeq, a predicted model, not a curated record
ACCCAAGACGUGCCGAGAGGAGGUAGUCACGUUAUUCUUGCUCGAUAGUUAAGUGUUAUCUAUUUCACUAUGGCGGAAAAAGGAGGCGAUGGAGGGCAAGAUAAUGUGUCCCUACCGCCAACCUACGCCCCUUCGGAGGCCUACACAGAGUCUCCGCCCCCUGCGUACCGCGGGGCCCGUCAGAACAGCAAGGUGGUCCAGAUUGUCCGCCUGAUCUGCGUGACCGCCGUGGUGCUGGCCCUCCUCACAGGCUUCUUCGUGCUCUCCACCCACUACCUGAAGGCCCGAUCAUGCUCCUGCGAACCCCGAUCCCUGGACUCCGAGGAGGGCCGGACAGCUCUCCUUCAGGCUGGCUUCCUUCACCCCAUCCUGCCCCCCAACGCCCAGCCGCUGGUGAAGGAGAAGGAAGAGGAGGCGAAGGUUAACACUCUGGAUGCUGGGGAUGACACCGUGCUGGGAGAUGAAGGGAUGCUGAAGGAAAAACAACAGCAACAACAGGAAAAACAACAGAAAAAACAAGAAGAAGAAGAGCAACAGUUGAAGGCGGUCCUGGAGGAGGUGGCGAAGGAGGUGGAGGAGGAGGAGGAGAAGCUGGAGGAGGAGCUGAGGAGGGAGGAGGAGGACGAGGAGGAGGCGCUUCAGGACAUCCUCCAAGCCCAAGCGGAACACAUGAAGAAGAUCCGUCUUCCUAUUGACCUCAUUCUCGGCAACAAUCCCGCCCUGGCCGGCCGCGAGGUGAACUGCGAGGUAGAGCGUCGCCAGAUCCCCGUGGCUCCGGGCAUCGUGUCCCAGACCAUCUUCGUCACCUGCAGGGACACGGAUGACGACCCCAGGGACGCCGCCAACGGACAGCCGGGCGGCGACGGACCCUUCCCCCUGCCCCCCCUCUCCCAGCUCACCCCCCCCAGGCCCCUCCGCCCCCGCCAGGGCCCCCCGAUGUCCCUCCUGGCGCCCAUUAUGAAGAUGCUCACCUCCCGCCCCGGCCCACAGCCCCGCCUCGUGCCCAUCUCCGUCCGCGGCCCGAUGCCCUUCAUCCCCCAGGGCCGCUCCUCCCCCAGGGUCCCCUUCCCAUUCCCCAUGUCCAAGCCCCGCAUGACCCCCGUGGUGAUCCUCCCCCGGGCGGGUCCCCAGGAAGGCCCCUCCGAUAGGAUGCUCCCCAGACACCUCCAGCCCAUGGUCCGCCUCGCCCCCAGGGUCAUCUCGCUCCCUAGGCCUGACCCCAGUAACCAGGGCCCCGUCUCCCUCAUGGGGCUGCAGCGUGGCGCUAUGCCCCUCCCCCAGGCCCGCCCCCGCGCCCCACCCCACCCCGUCAGCCUCUCCUCCCCCCCCUUCCCCCAGCGCCCCAUUCCCGCCGCCUUCCUCCCCUUCAACGCCAUCUCCGAGCCCCAGACCCGCCCCCAGCCCCGCCCCGCAACCCACAUGGAGAUGAUCGCCCCUCGCCAGGAGCCCCAGGACCCCACGCCCCCCAGGAUGGACUUCGGACCCCCCCGCGGGCACACCCUCAUCAACGGGGCCCCCCAGGACUCCCCUCAGGCCCCCCCAAGGUCACCCCCCCGCCUCAUCACCCUGCCCAAGGCUAUCCGUAUCCACACUCUCCCCCGGGAAAGCCUAACCCCCCCUUCUCCCCAUUUCCCCCCCCAGUUCCCUCCCCAGUUCUCCCCCCAGUUCCCUCCCCAGUUCCCCCCCCAGGACGACAACCAGCCCCCCCAGCCCCCCCGCUUCGCUCCUGAGCCCCUCCGCAGCCCCAACCCUCCUGAGCUGAACCACGAGGCUGAGGUCAUCUCCGCCCCCCAGUCCCAGGGCCCCCCAGGUGACAUC